Penicillium griseofulvum is the source of this 399-nucleotide messenger RNA. RefSeq lists its product as uncharacterized. NCBI's taxonomy places the organism in Eukaryota, Fungi, Ascomycota, Eurotiomycetes, Eurotiales, Aspergillaceae. The coding region runs from base 1 to 399 and encodes 132 amino acids. The transcript has a single exon. The record is from RefSeq and is a predicted model, not a curated record.
AUGUCCUUAGGUAUGUUCUCCCACGCAGAUGGCACCAACAUCCCCGAGCUCACCACCGACGAAUUCGUCCAUUGGGUAACAGUCGACUUCACUAAGUUUGGCGGACGCACCAAGCCUAAUAGCGGCGAGAGCAUGAUGCGUCUUAUGGCCGAGCAGUGUCGAUCCGGAGUAGCCACUAUUACAUCCAUGCCUCAGCACCACAAGCAGAAAUGCUGUCUCUCGUUGCCUGUUGUCGGAGACGCGGAGCUCGUGCGAGUCCAUAUUUUGUGGCGGGCUGCUGAGAUUGCGGAUUGGCAUUGGGAGGAGAUUAGGGCUGGGAGGGAGACGUUGGAUACAGAUCAGAUUUUGGGGGAGACGGCGGCCUCGUGGUGGAAUUGGAAUAAGAUUAAUGGGGAAUAG